AUGGCUGAUAAUAACCCAGAUGGUGGAUUAUCUGCUGAUGUCUUUUUAAUGGAAGAUAAAUUGUCGAAAAUAAGAACUCAAAUUAAUUCAAAAUUAGACAAUCAAAAGAAUUUAGCUAUUAUCUUAUCCGCUGUUGAAGAAAACAUCGAAGAACAAAAGAAUGAAAAAACACCAGUUGCAUACUUCGUCUCCUUCUUAUCGUUAUUAGAGCAAUCUGUUAAUGGCGAAACUAUUGUUGAUAGUGGAUUAGCCACCACAACGGCUUACUUUUUGGAUAUUAUUUUCCCAUUUACCCCAAAACCAUUAUUAAAGGCUAAGUUUGGUGAAAUUUUAACCAAAUUAGCUCCUCCACUUACAAGUCCAGAAUCUGAUGCACCAUUAGUCAGAUCAACUAUUGGUGCAUUGGAGAGUUUAUUGCUUGCACAAGACCAUCAACAAUGGGUUUCAUCUGGUAGCAUUUCCCCAAAGAGAGCUUUGAUUGGAUUGUUAGAAUUAUCUUUUGACCCAAGGCCAAAAGUGAGAAGAAGGGCCCAGGAAUCAGUGCACAAGAUUUUGGUUAAUCCCCCACCAUCACCUUCCCCUAUUCAUAUCGCUGCCCCAUUAUGUGGUGACUUAGCUUUAAAGAAGUUAGUUUCGUUAGUUGAAACCCAAUCCAGAAGUAAUAAGAAGAAUUCAAAUAAAGAAUCAAAUUCACAAAUCAUUCAUACAUUACAGUUGAUCACGUCUAUCACUUCUGCAAACUCGUGGCCAUCCACUCAAAUCGAACCAUUAUGCGAUAUAUUACUUGAUAUUUCAAAGACUUCAGAUCAAUAUUUAGUAACAUCUGCUUUUUCCGCAUUUGAAGGUUUAUUCAAAUCUAUGUCUAAUAUUAUUGAUGUAGAAAAGUUUACAAGGGUUUUGGAUAUCAUUUUCGAUUUGAAGCCAUCAGUUAAUGAUUCACAUUUGGCUGCUUCUUGGUUGGCUGUCGUUGCUAAGGCGUUAGAAAGUUUUGCUUCUUUAUCUCCUGAGACUUGUCUUCAAAGAAUUUCAGUUGUUGUUCCUAUAGUAUCUCAAUUUUUAUCGUCAGAUUCGAGAGAUAUUUAUACUUCUGCGUCUCAGUGUUUAAUAGCUAUAAUUACUGAAACUAUCCCUGAUAAUUACUUACUUCAACCAUCCCAAGAAAAUAACGUUUCGGCUGAAAUAUAUGAAUUAAUGGAUGAAACAGUUACAUUUAUUGCAGAACAUAUUGAAAAAGAAUUAUUAUCUAUCAAAUACCAACAUGCUACCAAGGAAAUUUUAGAAUUUAUCGCUGCUACAAUUUUGAAAUUGAGAUCCCGCUGUAAUCCUGAUUUUUUAAAUAUUUUACAAGUUGUUGGAGAAUGGCGUACUAAUGAAACUGAUUCUUUCCCACACAAUAAAGAGGCAGAAGAUGUCAUUUCGGCGUCUAUCUCUACAAUGGGACCAGAUGUCGUUUUAAGUGUUUUGCAAUUAAACUUAAGUGGUGAGGGAUCUGGAAGAGCAUGGUUGUUACCAUUAUUAAGGGAUAAUGUUCGUUUUGCUAAUUUAGGUUUCUACAGAAAAGAAAUUUUACCUUUAGUUGAAUUUUUUGAAAAGAAAGUUAAAGAUGCAACUAAUAAAGAAUCAAUGCACAUUAAGAUAUUCCAAACAAUUAUUGAUCAGGUAUGGUCACUUUUGCCUCACUUCUGUGAUUUACCUAAGGAUUUGAGAAGUGGUUUUGACGAUUCCUUCGCUGCUGCUUUGUCUGACUUGAUGUAUGCAAACGUGGAAUUGAGAAUUCCAAUUUGUCAUGCAUUAAGAUUGCUAGUUGAAUCAAAUAUUGCUUAUAGUGAAGGUGCUCUUGCAGAUGAUUUAUUAAUGCAAGAAGAAUUCCCUAUUGCAGAAUCUAAAAAGAAUUUAGAAUAUUUAGCCUCUAAGGCUUCCAACAUUUUAUCGGUUUUAUUCAAUAUUUUCACUUCAACAAUUCCUGAAUCUAGAGGAUUUGUUUUAGACACUAUUGAUACUUAUUUACAAGUUAUUCCAAAGAAUGACUUAGAAAGCACUUUUAAUAAAGUAUGUGGGUUAUUAAAAAAUAGCAUGGAUGAAGAAGCCAAUGCUGCUCCUGCUGCAAAUCAAUCGAAGUCAGAAGCUCCAAAGUUAAGUUCAACAAUGAUGGACUUAAUUGUAGCCAUGGCUAAAUACGUUCCAGAAUCAUCUCAUAAUGCAUUAUUUAGUAUCUUUUCCACCACUGUUGCAUUAGAGAAUAAUGUUCUUAUGCAAAAGAGAUCCUACAGAAUUAUCAAUAAGCUUGUUGAAACCGAUGAAGGAAAGGCCUCUAUUGUGAAGUUUAUUGGUAAUAUUGAAGAAGUUUUGGUUGCAACAGCUGAAAUAACUCAUAAAUCUGCAAGGGCCUCAAGAUUAUCAGCAAUUCAUUUGAUUUUGGAUUUAUUACCUGAAAGUGAUUUGCAUUUUAUUCCAGCAGUUUUGCAAGAAAUAAUAAUGUCUACUAAGGAUGUAAAUGAAAAAACCCGUGGUUUAUCAUAUCAAAUUUUGAUUAAGAUGGGACAUAGAAUGAGCCAGGGUGGUAUAGUUGAAGGUUCUAAAGUUCCAGGAUUUGCUGAUGAUACUCCAUCAAGUGAAGCAUCUUUAACCGAAUUUUUUACCAUGGUGAGUGCAGGGUUAGCUGCACAAACUCCACAUAUGAUCUCCGCAACAAUCACUGCAGUAUCAUGCUUAGUAUUCGAAUUCAAAGAUGAAUUACCUACUGAAGUAUUAUUGGAAAUUGCAUCAACUGUCGAAUUAUUCUUGACCCAUAAUUCAAGAGAAAUUGCAAAAUCGGCAAUUGGUUUCGUUAAAGUUGAAGUUUUGUCAUUGCCAGAAGAUUUGGUGAGAGCAAAUUUGAAAGAAUUGUUAACAAAGUUAAUGAGAUGGUCACAUGAACAUAAGGGUCAUUUCAAAUCUAAAGUAAAGCACAUCUUAGAAAGAUUGAUAAGAAAAUUUGGUGUAGAAGAGGUUGAACAAGCCAUUCCGGAAGAAGACAAGAAAUUGGUUGCUAACAUAAGAAAGACUAGAGAUAGAACGAAGAGAAAGCAAGACGCAGAAAUAGCUGAAGGUACUGAAUCUACUGGAAACAAGAAAUUCGUAUCUGCAUACGAGGAAGCAUUAUACGAUUCAGAUGACGAAGACGUUGAUGGUGCCGAUGAUGAUGAACAAACUGAUGGUAAGAAAUCUAACCAGUUCAUUUUAGAAACCGGUGAUGAACCAUUGAACUUGUUAGAUCGUCAAACCCUUGCUCAUAUUUCUUCUUCCAAACCUAAGAAAUUCACUAAGAAGGAUUUGGCUGCAAAAUCUGAUUUCAAAACUAAGAACGGCAAAUUUGUGUUUAAUGAAGGUGAAGAUGAAGAUGUUCUUUCCUCUAAGGGUUCGGGUAUUGACGCAUACUUAGAUGCUGUUAAACUGGCACCAGUCAGAGGUCAAAAGAAUAAAUUGAAAUUCAAGAAGAAUAAGGAUGAAGAUAACUGGUCUGAAGAUGAAGAUGAAAAACCUGCCUUCAAAAAAUCUUCCAAUAACAAAUUAAUGAAUAAAUCCAAGAUUCAAAAGCCAAAGCAGAAAUUUAAGGCUAGGAAGAAGCUUUGA
This is a messenger RNA of Debaryomyces fabryi, 3612 nucleotides long. RefSeq names its product mRNA-binding protein. Bases 1 to 3612 code for a protein of 1203 amino acids. NCBI's taxonomy places the organism in Eukaryota, Fungi, Ascomycota, Pichiomycetes, Serinales, Debaryomycetaceae. The record is from RefSeq and is a predicted model, not a curated record. The transcript has a single exon.